This is a messenger RNA of Mucor velutinosus, 237 nucleotides long. RefSeq lists its product as uncharacterized. The transcript is spliced from 3 exons. NCBI's taxonomy places the organism in Eukaryota, Fungi, Mucoromycota, Mucoromycetes, Mucorales, Mucoraceae. Gene Ontology annotation, biological process: protein N-linked glycosylation. Bases 1 to 237 code for a protein of 78 amino acids. The record is from RefSeq and is a predicted model, not a curated record.
AUGACUGCACUCGACGACUGGAUGGCUGGUUCCCCUAUUAGUGCACCUGUUCCUACUGCUGCAUAUCCAGUAGUUACUUUGCUCACUGUCUCUGCUGGUCUCUUAGCAGCUGGUACUUUUAUCAUCCAAGGAAACAAGACGCCUCUCAUUCAACAACUUCAAACUGCCAUCGUGGCAUCCAUCCUUUUAGGAUUCGGUGCCAUCUUUGCCUCCAACGCAGCUGGUGUGUAUCUCUAA